Messenger RNA from Aspergillus pseudotamarii, 1048 nucleotides. RefSeq names its product actin-related protein 2/3 complex subunit 4 family protein. Gene Ontology annotation, biological process: Arp2/3 complex-mediated actin nucleation; actin filament polymerization. The coding region runs from base 117 to 653 and encodes 178 amino acids. The transcript is spliced from 6 exons. NCBI's taxonomy places the organism in Eukaryota, Fungi, Ascomycota, Eurotiomycetes, Eurotiales, Aspergillaceae. The record is from RefSeq and is a predicted model, not a curated record. Gene Ontology annotation, molecular function: actin filament binding. Gene Ontology annotation, cellular component: Arp2/3 protein complex; actin cytoskeleton.
CCUACAUCUAUUCCUAGGCUUGCUUCCUGGCCUGAAUAUAAACAUAAAUCAUAAAGCCUUAGAAUUCUUGACCUCGGAGUAACAACGGAGACCCCAGUAUACGUCACACUUCCAAUAUGUCUCAAUCAUUGCGUCCAUAUCUCCAAUGUGUCCGAGCCUCUCUCACCUCCGCGCUUGCGGUUUCGAACUUCGCUUCCCAGACGUCCGAGAGACAUAAUGUACCUGAAAUUGAGGCCCAAAGCUCUCCUGAACUCCUUCUCAACCCGCUUACCGUCUCUCGUAACGAAAAUGAGAAAGUCCUCAUCGAACCUAGUGUGAACAGUGUCCGUGUCAGCAUUAGAAUUAAACAAGCGGACGAGAUUGAACAUAUUUUGGUCCACAAGUUUACCCGGUUUUUGACGCAGAGGGCCGAAUCUUUCUUCAUCUUGCGACGGAAGCCAGUAAAGGGUUAUGAUAUCUCGUUUCUAAUAACGAACCGAAACGUAGAAGAGAUGCUCAAGCACAAGCUAGUUGAUUUCAUUAUCCAAUUUAUGGAGGAAGUCGAUAAAGAGAUAUCCGAGAUGAAGCUUUUCUUGAAUGCCCGUGCGCGAUUCGUCGCUGAGUCUUUCUUGACACCUGUAAGGACCCACCUAAUGACGCUCCCUGUCUUCUGAACACUAUCAAAUUAACCAACAACCCAUAGUUUGACUAAAUUCUUGCUCAUAAUGUUCAUUUUAUGGUUCGUGAUAUAUCCAUGACCUCCACAUUUUAUCCAAUAGCGAGUAUUGUACAGGCGAUCUAGGCUGGUUAUGGGGGCUAACUCUGCUUCGCUCAAUGAUUUGUUCCCUUCCCUAGAUCUUGAAGUCAUUUGGAGUUUCAAUGUAUGGUGGGCUUCUCGCAACUUACACUCGACAGUAGAUCUUGGUAUAAGCGAAGUACAACCAUACUAGUAACAAGCAUUCGAGACCACUAUGUUUUUUUAGCAAUUCAUUUACGCUAUGUAAAUAAUUACAAUAUUAUUCCACCAUUAUGGAUCUUAUAUCUAUAGUGCAGAUAUGCUCCGUUAUUC